AUGUACGCACCCCAAUUCUCGCAACCACCGCCCCCGGGCUACGGAAUGCCUGGCGACUUCCACCACCGCACCACGCCGCCCAUGUCCCCCGGCCCCGGCGCAAACUACUACUCCCCGCGACACGCGCCCCAGUUCGCCUCGCCCUCUCCACGCACCAGCCCCAAGGUCCAGGGCUAUGGCCACUCACGCCGCGCAUCGCACGCUGUGCCACCGCAGUACUCGCACUCUGCUUCGCGCGGCGUCUACGACAGUGGAAUUCCCACGUCCCGCGCAUACGCGACGCCGCGAGCCACUCCAGGCCCAACACCCGAAUAUGUAAGUGGUUUCGAUUACAACUACGUGCGUCCUAGUAGGGCGAGCCGGCAUCGCCGCGACUCAGACGCGCAACCUCUCAAGCGCUCCCAUCGCGAGAGGAAGCGUCGGCCGUCGCAGUCGGCACCGUACGUCUACACCAAGGUCGUCUACGACGCGAAUGGCUAUGGGUACGAAUGCGACUACGUGUACGACCACUCGUAUGACGAGUCUCCGCCGCCGCCGUACGAACAGUACGCUCGACACGCCAAGUAUGGGGAUGCUGAUCGAUAUUACUAUGAUCAGGUCCCAAUUUAUGAUGAGCCAAAGACUGCCAGCCGUCCACGACGCGCCUCAGGUACCGGCCGCACGCAGCCCGCGACACCCAAGAAGCCUGCCGCAACCAAGCCCACGAACAAGGCCACCGAAGAGGACGCACGCCGCGCCGGCAUUCCUGCCGGCUACUCGUACAAGAACUGGGACCCCAGCGAGGAACCCAUCAUGCUCCUCGGAUCCGUCUUCGAUGCCAACUCCCUCGGCAAGUGGAUCUACGACUGGACCGUCUUCUACAACGGUCCCGCCACCCCCCUCGCCGAGAUGGCCGGCGAACUAUGGCUCCUCCUCAUCCAACUAGCAGGCAAGGUCAAGAGGGCUGAGGAGACGAUGCCCAAGAUCCGCAAGAAGGAGAGCCACGAGAUGGUUGAAGACUUCCUCGAGAGCGGCGAGCGUCUGUGGAUCCGCUUCGCUAAGCUCCUCAAGGUCUGCGAAGACUACAUGUGGAAGGCCGCUAAGAAAGAGAAUGGCGAGAAGAAGCCCGUUUCCAUGGGCAAGAACAGCGGCCGCGAGUUCGUCGACUCCAUCUUCGGCCGCGACCGUGAGCUUGACAAGACCGAGAAGCUCAUGACCGGCAUGCGUCUCUGGAGCAUGCGCUUUGACGCCAACUGUGACGACAUCCUCAGUCACCCCACUGCUUAA
Messenger RNA from Parastagonospora nodorum SN15, 1266 nucleotides. RefSeq lists its product as hypothetical. Lineage: Eukaryota; Fungi; Ascomycota; Dothideomycetes; Pleosporales; Phaeosphaeriaceae. The record is from RefSeq and is a predicted model, not a curated record. The transcript has a single exon. Bases 1 to 1266 code for a protein of 421 amino acids.